Aspergillus eucalypticola CBS 122712 is the source of this 984-nucleotide messenger RNA. RefSeq lists its product as uncharacterized. Lineage: Eukaryota; Fungi; Ascomycota; Eurotiomycetes; Eurotiales; Aspergillaceae. The record is from RefSeq and is a predicted model, not a curated record. Bases 1 to 984 code for a protein of 327 amino acids. The transcript has a single exon.
AUGUCCACAGCCGAAAUCAAAUACCCUCUCGAGGGAAACACACGAAUCGAGAUCGAGGUGAGCAAAGUGCUUGACGACGCCAAGAUCCCCAACUUCAUCUGGGGCCAAGGCGUGCAUCUCAUGAUGGGCAUCAAAGAUAAAUGGGAUACACCCGGCUGGGUAGUCCGCGACAAAGACAUCCAAUUAGCCGCAUAUGUCUUGAGUUGUACCUUCCACACAGGAAAACCCUAUUCCGCACGCAAGCCCGAGGAAAGAAAAACCCCCACGCCGGGGGAAUACUGCUUCGAGUACGGAGUGUUCGGGGUGCAAGAGAUUCAUCUUCACAAGAAGAGUAGUCGAUGCCCUAGUUUCCCUGACCCUCCUUUAGAUAAUCCGGGCAAAAAUGACCAGUAUUACAUGCUCACUUCGGAUAGACGCCUACCGGUGUCGCAUAUUGUCAAGGUGCGCGAUAUGCCGGAGGAGAAUUACUAUUCUGUGAAGAUGCCCGUGCCGGCGAGAUACGUGGAGAAUCUUGUACUAUUCUGCGCGUGGAAUCUGGCUGUGGUGGAUAUUCCGGACCCUUAUUAUGAUACAUUGGUUUAUCUGGCGAGGGGGAUGGGAUUGGAUAGUACGAAUUACUCGUAUGUUGAGCCGAAGGAGUUGCAGCCUCCGUUUGAUAGGUUCAUGAAGAUACUGGAUCUUGAUGCUAGUAGACAUGGCGAGGAGGGUCUUAAGAGGGAUCUGUGUCAUCGCAGGUCUUAUCGGUUUCUGUGUGAGAUUCUCAUGGCAUUGAGGAAGAUGAGGCAGGUUCAGCGGGACAUGAAUGAGUCACUACGCUACUGGCCGCCGAUGGAACGGGGGCUAGAAGCUAAAUGUGAGGCUAUGGAAUUGGAAUAUGAAGAUCCACAGGACCCGGACGAGACGCCGAUGCUUCAUCAUGAUUUGGUUGCGGCGUUGGCUAGUAAGAAGUGGAGGUAUUCUCCGGUUGAGUGUGCUAGCACGUAG